CAAUCCUCCGGCCGCGGUGGCGCAGGCAACAUCCGUUCGACCUCUGCCUCUCGCGACGCUCGCCCAGUUGAUGGUCCCGAUGACUAUUCCAUCACCCGCGGUCGCGAACCCCAUCCUGUCCAAGAGUCCGGCAAAAUCGUAUCCACCGGCCGCGGAGGAGCAGGAAACAUACGUUCGCCCUCGCGCGACGUCACGGAGAACAGGGAAGCGGUGUACGAGCACGAGAGAGACGUGGUCAGAAAGGCGGAAGCUGAGCAUGCCGGUGCUCUGCAUUCCUCUGGCCGCGGCGGCAUGGGCAACAUACGCUCGCCCUCCCGUUCUCGCUCUCGAGACCCUCACCAUGCUCAUCCCGCCGUACACAGCACCGGACGUGGAGGAGUCGGGAAUCUCAAAGCUGGCGACGGAAUAGACGUGAACAUAAGCGAGAUCGAAGAGGAGGAGAGGGCCGCUCAUCAUCAUGAGUCUGUCGGACCGCACUCCACCGGUCGUGGCGGUAUCGCCAACCUCACCUCCGCUCCCGCCCCCGCCAUUGAACACGAGCAUCCACACGCCACGCACAACCACGACGGCUUCGAGUCCACCGGGCGCGGUGGCGCUGGUAACAUUCGUACUCGUGACGGUUCAAGGGAGCCAAGGGAGCCAGAGAAGGAGCGGGGCAGGAACGGACAUGGACAUGGGAUCUCGGCGCUGUUGGAUAGGGUGUCGAGAAGCCGAACGAGGGAAAGGGCGAGUGGGGAGUUCGACAGGGAGAAGGAAGGACCGGGUAACCCUGUGAAGGGACCGGAUGUGCCGACUGUUGCGGAGUGA
Stereum hirsutum FP-91666 SS1 is the source of this 807-nucleotide messenger RNA. RefSeq lists its product as uncharacterized. The transcript has 3 exons. The annotation marks the transcript as partial. NCBI's taxonomy places the organism in Eukaryota, Fungi, Basidiomycota, Agaricomycetes, Russulales, Stereaceae. The record is from RefSeq and is a predicted model, not a curated record.